Messenger RNA from Nomascus leucogenys (northern white-cheeked gibbon), 1965 nucleotides. It is a transcript of the gene HOXD10, whose product is annotated as homeobox D10. Gene Ontology annotation, molecular function: RNA polymerase II cis-regulatory region sequence-specific DNA binding; DNA-binding transcription factor activity, RNA polymerase II-specific. Lineage: Eukaryota; Metazoa; Chordata; Mammalia; Primates; Hylobatidae. Gene Ontology annotation, cellular component: nucleus. Gene Ontology annotation, biological process: regulation of transcription by RNA polymerase II. The record is from RefSeq and is a predicted model, not a curated record.
CAGCGCGCACUAUCGCAGGCGCGUAGUAGAUGUCGCUGUUGUCCGUGCUUACGCGGCCAGCCGGCCAGGCUCUGGAGCACGUGACCUGAGAGGAGGCUGCGGCUCAAGGCCAUUUUCAAAUCUCAUUGGCUUGGUUGUCAUGUGGUCGGCAGAGGCAUCCACAAUUACACGGGGAAUGUUUUCCUAGAGAUGUCAGCCUACAAAGGACACAAUCUCUCUUCUUCAUAUUCUUCCCCAAAAUGUCCUUUCCCAACAGCUCUCCUGCUGCUAAUACUUUUUUAGUAGAUUCCUUGAUCAGUGCCUGCAGGAGUGACAGUUUUUAUUCCAGCAGCGCCAGCAUGUACAUGCCACCACCUAGCGCAGACAUGGGGACCUAUGGAAUGCAAACCUGUGGACUGCUCCCGUCUCUGGCCAAAAGAGAAGUGAACCACCAAAAUAUGGGUAUGAAUGUGCAUCCUUAUAUACCUCAAGUAGACAGUUGGACAGAUCCGAACAGAUCUUGUCGAAUAGAGCAACCUGUUACACAGCAAGUCCCCACUUGCUCCUUCACUACCAACAUUAAGGAAGAAUCCAAUUGCUGCAUGUAUUCUGAUAAGCGCAACAAACUCAUUUCGGCCGAGGUCCCUUCGUACCAGAGGCUGGUCCCUGAGUCUUGUCCCGUUGAGAACCCUGAGGUUCCCGUCCCUGGAUAUUUUAGACUGAGUCAGACCUACGCCACCGGGAAAACCCAAGAGUACAAUAACAGCCCCGAAGGCAGCUCCACUGUCAUGCUCCAGCUCAACCCUCGUGGCGCGGCCAAGCCGCAGCUCUCCGCUGCCCAGCUGCAGAUGGAAAAGAAGAUGAACGAGCCCGUGAGCGGCCAGGAGCCCACCAAAGUCUCCCAGGUGGAGAGCCCCGAGGCCAAAGGCGGCCUUCCCGAAGAGAGGAGCUGCCUGGCUGAGGUCUCCGUGUCCAGUCCCGAAGUGCAGGAGAAGGAAAGCAAAGAGGAAAUCAAGUCUGAUACACCAACCAGCAAUUGGCUCACUGCAAAGAGUGGCAGAAAGAAGAGGUGCCCUUACACUAAGCACCAAACGCUGGAAUUAGAAAAAGAGUUCUUGUUCAAUAUGUACCUCACCCGCGAGCGCCGCCUAGAGAUCAGUAAGAGCGUUAACCUCACCGACAGGCAGGUCAAGAUUUGGUUUCAAAACCGCCGAAUGAAACUCAAGAAGAUGAGCCGAGAGAAUCGGAUCCGAGAACUGACCGCCAACCUCACGUUUUCUUAGGUCCGAGGCCGGUCAGAGGCCAGGAUUGGAGAGGGGGCACCGCGUUCCAGGGCCCAGUGCUGGAGGACUGGGAAAGCGGAAACAAAACCUUCACCGCUCUUUGUUUUUUGUUUUGUUGUAUUUUGUUUUCCUGCUAGAAUGUGACUUUGGGGUCAUUAUGUUCGUGCUGCAAGUGAUCUGUAAUCCCUAUGAGUAUAUAUAUAUAUAUAUAUAUAUAUAUAUAUAUAUAUAUAACUUAGCACGUGUAAUUUAUUAUUUUUUCAUCGUAAUGCAGGGUAACUAUUAUUGCGCAUUUUCAUUUGGGUCUUAACUUAUUGGAACUGUAGAGCAUCCAUCCAUCCAUCCAGCAAUGUGACUUUUUCAUGUCUUUCCUAACACAAAAGGUCUAUGUGUGUGGUUUGUCCAUGAACUCAUGGCAUUUUGAAUACAUCCAGUACUUUUAAAAUGACAUAUAUAUUAAAAAAAAAAAGAUUAAGAAAACCCACAAGCUUGGAGGGAGGGGGACUUAAAGAGCACAUUACAAUGUAUCUUUUCACAAAUGAAUUUAGCAAUUGUCCUUGGUGAGAUGGGAUAUUGACGAUUUAUGCCUUGUAGCCUUUCCCUUGUGGUGCAUCUGUGGUUUGGUAGAAGUACAACAGCAACCUGUCCUUUCUGUGCAUGUUCUGGUCGCAUGUAUAAUGCAAUAAACUCUGGAAACGAGUUC